AUUUAUUAUUUCUGACCUGACCUGACACUUUUUUUUUUAAAUUGACGCCACCUUAGUAACAAUGUCCUCCGAAUGGCUCCGGUGUGUUGUUGUGUUUCUCGUCGCUGUCCCUCUGGUUAAAGCUGCUCCGCAGCCAAACAUCGUCUUUAUCAUGGCUGAUGACUACGGCUGGCACGAUAUUGGAUACCACGGCUCAGAGAUCCACACUCCUCACCUGGACAAGUUGUCAGCCAGCGGGGUUCGUCUGGAGAGAUACUACAUCCAACCAAUCUGCACCCCCUCCAGGAACCAGCUCAUGACCGGCAGGUACCAGAUCCACACAGGGAUGCAACAUUCGAUCAUCUGGGCCUGUCAGCCAUACUGUGUUCCGCGGGAGGCGAAGCCCCUGCCUCAGUACCUGAAGGGGGCAGGAUACAGUACUCACAUGGUGGGGAAGUGGCACCUGGGCAUGUACAAGAAGGACUGUCUGCCCACCCGCCGGGGAUUUGAUACGUACUUUGGCUAUCUAAUGGGCUCUGAAGAUUACUACUCACACGUGCACUGCUACUACAGCCCAGAUGAGAAAAAGACAUUCUGUGGCCUGGACCUGAGGGAUGGAGAAGAGGUGGCCACUGAAUACAAAGGAGAUUAUUCAACCGAGGUGUUUACCCAGAAGGCCCUGAGCAUCAUUGACAAACAAGACCCUGACAAGCCCCUCUUUCUCUACUUGGCGCUGCAGGCUGUACAUUUUCCUCUGCAGGUUCCUGAUCGUUAUCUAGAACCUUACAGUUUCAUCAACGAUCCAAAACGAAAAUGUUAUGCCGGCAUGGUGUCGGCUAUGGACGAGGCCGUGGGCAAUGUCACUCUGGCAUUACAGCAGAAGGGACUUUGGGAAAACACAGUGCUUGUGUUUUCAACAGACAAUGGAGGUCAAACUCUUUGGGGUGGCAGCAACUGGCCUCUGCGCGGCAGGAAAGCAACACUGUGGGAAGGCGGAGUCAGAGGAAUCGGAUUUGUGGCUAGCCCACUCCUGAAACAAACUGGAACUACCUGCAAUGAACUGAUUCACAUCUCUGAUUGGCUACCCACACUGGUUGGCCUGGCAGGAGGAACCAUCAAUACCACAAAGCCAUUGGAUGGAUUUAACAUGUGGCCCACAAUCAGUUAUGGAGUUGCAUCACCCAGACUGGAGCUGCUGCACAACAUCGACCCUCUCUACACCAACGACUUACCAUGUCCUGGCAUGAGUUAUCAACCACUGGCCAGCGGAGACUCCUGGGCCAACUCUGACUUCAAUGUGUCCAUUCAUGCUGCCAUUCGAUCCUCCAACUGGAAGCUGCUGACGGGCGACCCAGGCUGUGGCAAGUGGUUUCCACGACCUGGUGACAGCGGCUCUGACUGGAACCAGACCAGUAACGAUCCAGUGAAGCCUGUAAAGCUGUUUGACAUAAUAAAGGAUCCAGAGGAGAGAAAUGAUCUGUCUGACCAGUUCCCCAGUGUGGUGGAUAAUCUCCUUGGUAGGCUCUAUCAGUACCAGAAAACCGCAUCCCCAAUUAUAUACCCCAGAGAUGACCCAAGGUGUGACCCAAGCCUCCAGGGAGCCUGGGGACCUUGGGAAUAGAUGUGGUCAGGAGUGGAGCGGAAGGGAAUGUGGGGCUGCUAAGGGAAAUGCAAUGAUUUUUACUGUUUGAUUUUACAAAUCCUGUUUUUUUAAUUACUGCAUGGUGAUUAUGUUGAAUGAUGAAAUGGUAAAUAAACAUUAUGGUUAUUUUUGUCUAACUAUG
This is a messenger RNA of Cynoglossus semilaevis (tongue sole), 1763 nucleotides long. Its product is annotated as arylsulfatase B-like. The record is from RefSeq and is a predicted model, not a curated record. Gene Ontology annotation, molecular function: sulfuric ester hydrolase activity. Bases 62 to 1600 code for a protein of 512 amino acids. The transcript is spliced from 9 exons. NCBI's taxonomy places the organism in Eukaryota, Metazoa, Chordata, Actinopteri, Pleuronectiformes, Cynoglossidae.